GUAGUGACAUUUAAUUUCCAUAACUUCUCUCGUAUAUCGUCACUUGUCAUUGUCUCCACUCUCCACUGUGUGACAAUUUUUCGUCCAACUCACAAGCUUUACAUUGCUUGGUCUCUACUUCACUACACUUUCCCCCCCUUUCUUCUGCUUCCAGAAAUAAAACUAUUUCUUGCUUUUUAUUCCAUUCAAGUUACAGUCAAAGAGAGUUUUUCUUGCGUGAGUCACCGACAGUUUCUGUGAUUUUCCUUCUGGCGUAGAUAAACAAGAGAGAAAGAGGCCAUGGAAAGGAAGGUGUUAGUAAUUUGUGCUGUUGUGGGAUUUCUAGGGUUGCUUUCUGCUGUUACUGGUUUUGCUGCUGAGGCCACUAGAAUUAAGGGUUCUCAGGUCCAGUUUCCCUCUCCUUCAGAAUGUGUAUAUCCAAGGAGUCCUGCACUGGGCCUUGGAUUGGUUGCUGCUGUGGCUCUUAUGGUUGCUCAAAUAAUUGUCAACGUAGCAAGUGGAUGUGUCUGUUGCCGUCAAUAUCAGUCAGGAUCUAAUCGGUCACUAGCACUACUAUGUUUUGUUGUAUCCUGGUUUACAUUCGUCAUAGCAUUUCUAUUAUUGCUAACGGGCGCAGCACUGAAUGAUCAGCAUGGUGAAGAGAGCCUGUACUUUGGCAACUACUAUUGCUAUGUUGUAAAGCCUGGAGUAUUUGCUGGAGCUGCUGUCUUGUCCCUUGCCAGUGUUGCUCUUGGAAUCAUCUAUUACAUUUCCUUGGUAUCUGCAAAGAACAUCAAUGAUCCAUGGCAUCCACCAGUACCAAGUCAAGGUGGCAUUGCAAUGGGACACCCACAAAUUCCUCCACAGACCAGUCAGGAACCAGUUUUUGUGCAUGAAGAUACUUACAUGAGACGCAUAUCUACGUGAUUGUCCGUAGACCUUGUAUAAACACAAGGACUGGAGGUGUGAAGGGUGAAGAAUCGUCUUCUUUAUGUGAACCAUUUGCUCCCCUUUGUGAGCUUUCAUUGCUUUUUUUGAACUCCAAUGGUAGUGAUAGCUAAGUUUUGUCGGAAAUUUGUAGCCUUACAACAUGUAUCUGGAGGUGCUGUCUGUAUGUAAUCCAACAAUGCAACAUACUCCUACAAAGUUUGUAGUUUCUUGUACUAUAAUUAGUAAUGUUUCUCGCUCUAGAUUCA
Molecule: messenger RNA, 1175 nt
Organism: Nicotiana tabacum (common tobacco)
Lineage: Eukaryota; Viridiplantae; Streptophyta; Magnoliopsida; Solanales; Solanaceae
Product: protein VASCULATURE COMPLEXITY AND CONNECTIVITY
Source: RefSeq, a predicted model, not a curated record